Molecule: messenger RNA, 1116 nt
Organism: Penicillium atrosanguineum
Lineage: Eukaryota; Fungi; Ascomycota; Eurotiomycetes; Eurotiales; Aspergillaceae
Product: putative C2H2 transcription factor
Exons: 1
Coding region: 1-1116 (371 amino acids)
Source: RefSeq, a predicted model, not a curated record
AUGUCAGAUAUGCCCAGAAUGAGGAAGACCGCCUGGGAGACCAGAAGGAAUGGCUCGGUGCCUGGCAGCGCUGGGAACGGUCGAUCCGAGCCCCCCCAGCUGGAAGGCCUGACCGAUGUCCCUGUCAGCUCUUCAUCUAACGCUCAGAUGCCCGUUAUACAGCCACAUCUCGGCUUCGUGCAGGCUCAACCUGAGCUCAUGUCGUCUUUCCUGUCCCCAGAAAGUUACUUAUCGGACCGGAGAGCUUCGCCCGUCAGUGAUGCUAUGGGUUCCCUCUACGCCUGGUCCAGCACAUCUGAUGCCGACAUGCUGAGACCGGCUGCGUCAUCUAUGGGCCCCACCACCUCGACGUCACCCUUUAUGCAGCCGUAUUACAGCUUUGGGACUUCCCAACCCAUGGUCAGCCCACAGAUCCAAAAUAUCUCUGGGUAUACCUCGCAGGAAAUCAACAAAUGGUGCAUGGAGAGUGACACAUCCUCGGAAUUCUAUCAGCCGAGUAAUUCCUGUCCAUCCAUGAACCAGUUGGCAUUCGCCUCCCCGGAGAUCCCGUCGAGCGUGUAUCUACCUCUAGGGGAGCAUAUGAGCACUUCCGAGCAGUGGUUUACUCCCAUAUUUGCCGGCCCUUCCACCAUCCCAGGCCCAAUUCCAGAAGCAUUCCUCUCUCCAUCCUCUGCACCGGCAGUCUCCGUCACCUCUUCUUCCGCCAUGAGUACCUCACCAGCCCCCACUCUGUCUGACUUCGAGUCACCGUCUUCUCGCCACCGACCGGCUUCGCCUCCCUCCAAUCCCGCCGAUCUCACGAGAUACGGGAUUCCGGCCGGAGAGGGGGUUUGGCGUUGUGCCUACCCGGCUUGUACCUCGCAGGCCCUUUUCCGUCGUGGCUGCGACCUACGCAAGCAUUUCAACCGACAUCGGAAGCACCUGUUCUGUCGACAUGAAGGUUGUCCGCAGUCGAAACAAGGCGGAUUCUCUAGCAAGAAAGACUGUGCUCGCCAUGAGGCAAAGCAUAACCCUGGUAUCGUCUGCGAGUGGGACGGAUGUGGGCGGGUGUUUAGUCGGGUCGACAAUAUGAAGGAUCAUGUGCGACGGAUUCAUCGCCGAGGUGGCAGUCGCUGA